Trypanosoma grayi is the source of this 2286-nucleotide messenger RNA. RefSeq lists its product as hypothetical. Gene Ontology annotation, molecular function: translation initiation factor activity; mRNA binding. The transcript has a single exon. Bases 1 to 2286 code for a protein of 761 amino acids. Lineage: Eukaryota; Euglenozoa; Kinetoplastea; Trypanosomatida; Trypanosomatidae. The record is from RefSeq and is a predicted model, not a curated record. Gene Ontology annotation, cellular component: multi-eIF complex; eukaryotic translation initiation factor 3 complex, eIF3e; eukaryotic translation initiation factor 3 complex, eIF3m. Gene Ontology annotation, biological process: formation of cytoplasmic translation initiation complex; translation reinitiation.
AUGAACAGUGAAGAGAAGAUGCGUGGCUUUCUAACGAAGGCCCAGACGCUCAAGGCCAGCGGCAACUACAAGGACGCGGUGACGGCGCUGCAGUCGCUCUCCGAGCAUGGCGUGCAGUGGGGGCCGGUGUACAUCGCCGCCCUCGAUCUCCUCGCCGAGCUCUGCUUCAGCCAGGAGCGUGACGUCAUGGUCGACCGCUUCUUCCCUGCAUUCCGCUGGAACCGCAACAAGCUGCGCGGCUCGCAGCACCUUGUGGAGGGGACGCGGCGUAUUGUCGACAUCACGUUCAAGCACCUGCGUGCGAUGGGCGAGCGGGCGCGCGUGAACGCCGCGGCGACGGAGGCGGCGCCGGGCGAGGAGGAACUCAUCCUCGCCGCGCUCUCCGGCGUGUCGCCAGCGCAGCGAGCACGGGAGCGGUACCUCAUUCCCGCUGAGAGUAUUGCCCAGAUGGUGGGGAGCGAACUGCUUAAUUUCAAUGUGAUUGGGCACUCGAAGAGGCUUCUGCCCAUCUACCUUGACACGGCAACCGAGCUGAUUGCGUACUGCCAAGAGCACAACCUUAAGCGGGCCAUUGGGCGCGUGGCCGAGGCUUUCGUGCGCUUCUUCAAGCGGUUCCUGCUCAACCCCAUCACUCCCGUGACGAAGGUCGAAAGUCAGCACCUCAUCGCCUUGAACAAGGAGUUGGAGGCGGAUCGUGAGGAUUUCUACAAGGAAAAGGCGACGACAGAGCGGGCUGUGCAGGUGUUCUGUCAGCUGCUGCGCGCGCUGACCACAAUGAAUAACUGGCAGAGCACAUGGUCAGCAUUGCAGUGCUUUACGAGGGUGAUGCAGGAGAUUACGCAGCGCCCUGAUCCAUCUCGGGAGUGCCAGAUCAACGCACACUCCGCCAUGGCUGCCGUUUUUUGGAAGUGCUCACACUACGCUUUCCACGCUCACUGCUUAGGACUCGCCGCCUUUCUGACCGAAAAAGAGGACCGUGUGGCUGCGGCCUCCAAGGCUGUCUUGGCGACACUCUGUGUGCCGGAUAUAAACAGGGAGCGAAAGAGCUUUGCUCGUGGAUCUGAUUCAUUGUUUGAGAAGAAUGCACGGAUUGCGCAGCUUUUUGGCCUUCAGGCCGCCCCGGGAGGCAUUUCUCUCUGGCAGCGACUCCAAAGAAUGCAGGUUCUGCAAAACGCGUCCCCAGAAGUGCAGGCGCUGGAUGAACUGCUGCGGAACAAGCUAGUCGAUGAAGAUGUCGCUAAGAAGGCCAUUGCGCAGCUGGCUAUUGGUGUGCAGAACGAGCCAAGCCUUGAAAUUUAUCAAGAGCCUCUGCGAAAAGUUAUCAUUCAGCGGUAUUUGGAAUGUAUGGCUGCCAAAACGACUCGCGUGGACGCGGCAUCGCUGCAGAUAGGUGCGAACCAAGCAUGGGAGAAGGCCUACAUCUUUGAGAUCGAGCCAUUUAUCCUGAAUGAGUCUGGAAUCCCCGUAGAAAUCGACCACAAGACGAAUUCCAUGUCGUUCAGCGGCACGACCAAGACGAAGGUGCUGCAGGCGUUCGACGCUCUCGCGGAGCAUGUCGAUCUCCAGCCGGCUGCGCCGCGCCGGCGCGUUGAUAUUCGCCCGGAACACCUCCAGCGUGCCCACGACCGAAGCAGCAUUCUCCACCGGCUGCAGUAUAACUGCGAGGAGAAUGCUGAGGCGCGGCGGCAGAAUGCGAAGGAGAGGGAGGAAGCCGAGCGGGAGAAUGCUAGACUGGAGCGCAUCCAGAAUGAGGAGAAGAAAAAGGAGGCGGCGCGUUUGGCGCAGGAGGCUCGUGGACUGGCGGAGUACCAGGAUUUCAUUAACCAGGGACGACGUAAGAUGGUGCUGCGCCGACUGAGGGAGAAGUACAAGGGCUUCAACCCCCCAGAUAUUCUUGCGCAGCAGAACUCGACGGACUUUGUGCAGGAGGUGACAACGCUCUUGACGGAGCACCUAAAGAAGACAACACAGGAAAAGAUGGCUGAUGUAACGAAGAUGAACCACUUUGAGCGAGCCUGCCGAGAGCUGGAGAUACCUAAGCGGAAGGCCAUUGAGCUGGCAGAGGCUGAGCAGCACAAGGCCGAGCGAGCAGCGGCGCGGGAGAACUUCCUUAUACAACACCGCAAAGAGUUUGAUAAGCGUCAACAGGACAAUGAGAUACUGAAGAAGUUCCUCAAGGAGGCUGAAGUAUUUGCAGAGCAGACGCAAACAAAGGGUAAGGCGUCCAAACGCGAUGAGCAACAGAUGCUGCUGCAACAGGAGAAGGAACGCCUGCAGAGGUUGUAG